This is a messenger RNA of Monosiga brevicollis MX1, 2037 nucleotides long. RefSeq lists its product as uncharacterized. The transcript is spliced from 4 exons. The record is from RefSeq and is a predicted model, not a curated record. Bases 1 to 2037 code for a protein of 678 amino acids. NCBI's taxonomy places the organism in Eukaryota, Choanoflagellata, Craspedida, Salpingoecidae.
AUGUCGCGUCGCCUGGACAUGCUGGCCUUGGAGGCCCUCGUCCACGAGUCGGAUGCUGCGUUUAAGAAUGCUUCCAGUGGCGGCGUACGCAUCGGUGCGAGUGCCAAUACGGCAGGGGGCAGCACACCUAGCCCGCGUAGCAGCAGCCAACGAUCUUCCUACAUCGCGAUCGAACCGACGGGCAGCCCCCGCGUCAGUAGCCAGCGCUCUUCCUACAUGAUGGGCCCCGAUAUCGGUGGGCUCACCCGCACGCGCUCUGCUACGGCAAGCCCAAAUCAGGCUCGCGCAAGUGGGGUGCAGAAGUUGCCCAUGCCCACGCACCUCUUCGCCCACGACUCGCCAGCCGUUGAGCGACAGCCCAGCUUCUUUGAUCAGAUGCCCCCAAUGGUUGCCCACCUACCUCCAGAAUUCGAGCGAGGCCGCUCGCUUCACCGUCCUCCCAUAAGCGAACAACUACGCGCAUCCAACAGCAUGGGCAAUCUUAGCUCGCUGACUUGUAUGUAUCUCUCGCGCUUGCUCGCUUCACGUGCACAACCCCCUCCUUUGUCGCCUCUACUCAUGUUCAACCCGUGGUUCUUUCACACGCUUUGCCGUGUAGUUACAACUCCAUCGCCGACUCGUUCAACCCGUUCAACUCGCUCGCCUGGUCGACCGUCUCUUCGCACCAGUGGGAACAUCCGUCCCCUCAGCCCUCGUUCCAACUCGCCGCGCGGCCGAAACGCGCAGCGCAUCACCACCUUUGGCGUCGAUGGCGCAUCAACAGUCACCUCGACGUCACCACACUCAAACUCACGCGUGUCCUCAGCUAGAGCCUCACUAACCUUGAGUCGUGGCGACAGCGGCAGUGACAUCUUUUCUGCUCGACCGCGCCUCCCAUUGGGAUCAGAUUGGAGCUAUGACGGCACUGCGCGCAGUCCAUCCGUAGCCAGUGACAGCACCGUCGAUCAAGCCCCCCGCAAGCGCCACUCUACCUCCUCGCUGCCGGGCACUGCCAGCAGUCGUACCCACCCGCGCCGCGCCGCAUCAACCGAUCUCCUCUCGCCUGCUGCCAGUACCAGCAAGACCCUGUCCAGUCAGGGCCUCCUUGCUGCGGUUGCCCUCCUGGCUGAUUUGUCAGAUGAUGAAGGCGGUGAAACAGAUAGCUUGGAUGUCUUUUCCGGCAGUGAAGUGCGCGAGGGAGAAGAUAGAUCUUCUCAAGUAACGAAGCAGUCUGUCCUGGAUUUUGGACGACCGCCGCUCGCGCCUACUCAACCCGAGCCAGAGCAACAUGGUUCAGCUGCUACCCCGACUUCUGAUACUCUCGGCCAGCAUCAGGCCGAUUCGAUCGACACAGCUCAAGACGAUGCACCAGGGAUACAUCGGGGCGACCGGACACGCACACGCACCGUCAGCUUUAGUGAUGAUGCGUGGGAGGACUUUGAUCUUCUUGGGGAGAACACGGCCGAGUCAGACCCAACGGAGGUGCCAACUUUUGCAGGCGAGGUCGCAUCCGCCGAACCCGAGCCAAGCGUAGAGCUUGAUGAUGCAACUCCUUUACAAACGGCCUUUUCAAAGGCAAGCGAGAUUCCACCCCUUCCCACCAUUAUUGAGCCAGAGCUGCGCCAUGGCCCCACAACCUCGCUGGACCCAAGCUCAACAGAUUCUCAAGACUACUCCAAGCAGCGGCAUAGCAUCGAGCUUGGGAAACACCUGCAUCGACGUGAUGGAAAUGAGCUGCUUUUUGCUGCCAUAGCUGCCGUACGCCAGCAUGGCGACACGCAGAUUGCCCAGCCGACCACGAUGCUACCGACUGAUCCCAAAAUGUCUCCAUCAGCCGUGUUCAUGACACAUUGGCGCGGGGACAAUACUAUUCUGGCUGAUGCCCAACCACGCCCCCUCAUUUGCACAUGGCGUCUUGACUUGCCGUGCGAGCCCGGAUCACGGCUGGCACGGUACCCUUGCAGCACCCCUGAAUGUCUUUCUUUCGUGGAUGAAGACCUGGCGGCAGAACUUGCAUCGCCCCACGUGCUACCUGGCGAUACGUUUCUACACCGGUAA